Messenger RNA from Gigantopelta aegis, 5579 nucleotides. Its product is annotated as small conductance calcium-activated potassium channel protein-like. Gene Ontology annotation, cellular component: neuron projection; plasma membrane; neuronal cell body. The record is from RefSeq and is a predicted model, not a curated record. Gene Ontology annotation, molecular function: calmodulin binding; small conductance calcium-activated potassium channel activity. The transcript has 2 exons. Gene Ontology annotation, biological process: potassium ion transmembrane transport. Bases 139 to 1530 code for a protein of 463 amino acids. NCBI's taxonomy places the organism in Eukaryota, Metazoa, Mollusca, Gastropoda, Neomphalida, Peltospiridae.
UUAGUCGCCCAGUCGCCGUGUCGCGUCAUCUAACAAAUGAUCUACCUGUUGGCGGAUGGUGGACGGAGCACAUUUUGCCGAGGUGUAUUCAAACACGAAUAAUGUUUUUGCAGGUUGUUGUCACGGUAUCUGAAAAACAUGGAGGAAUCCGUUCUAACGUUGGGGAUAACGCCAAACUAUACAAACUAUGAUAGCACCGAAACCCUUAUAUCUGACCUUGACAGUACCUCCUACACCAUCAUGAAGGAAUUACGUCACAAUCUCGGCCACAGACUACGCAAGCGCAAGGAAGUGCUGCGCCAAAGGCAGUGUAUUGUGGACAUCAGUUUUGCCUUGGCGCUGAUCGGAGUUCUGUUCGUAGUAAUAGACACGGAGCUGAUUUUCGCGCACGUGACGACUACAGAUUCUGUGCUCUCCAACACGCUGAGAGGGCUGACGUCAGUGACGACGAUGGGCCUGCUCGUGUGCAUCGUCGGGUAUCACGCGAUCGGCAUCAGACUUUUCAUGGCCAGCGCCGGCUUCUCCAACUGGCGGCUGGCGAUGAGUAGCGCCAAGUGGUGCAAACUGGUCCUCGAACUGUGCAUCUGUGCCAUCCACCCGCUGCCCUUCCUCAACAUCCCCAUCGCCACCGUGGUGGUCAUUUCCGACGAGAGCUCGUCCGUGCUGAAGGACGCGUACCUGCCCAUCAACGGCAUACUGACGAUCCUGAUGUCCCUCAGACUCUACCUCCUGGGUCGGUUCAUCGUCGUGCACAGCAAGCUGUUUCUCGACACGUCUGUGCAGAGCCUGGGCGCCCUCAGUCGGGUGAGAAUCAACGCCCAGUUCGUCUUCAAGGCCGUGAUGUCGACCACGCCGGGCAUCGUGUUGCUCUGCAUCAUGUUCGGGACGUUCUUCAUCAACAGCUGGAACCUGAGGCUGUGCGAGGUCUACAGCGACCCGGACACCAAUUUAGCCAGCUACCCUCAGGCGCUGUGGCUGACGGCUGUAACGUUUCUCACCGUCGGCUACGGCGACCUUAUUCCCCGCAGCUACUGCGGCAGGAUGAUCGUCGGGUUCACCGCCCUAAUGGGCGUCGGGAUCAUGGCCCUCUCUGUAGCGGUUCUUGCCAAGAAUCUUGAACAGACCCGAUCGGAGAAGUAUGUGUACAGCUUCGUGCAGCAGAUAUCGCUGGACAAGAAACGGAAGCACGCGGCGUCCGACGUCAUCAAACAGGUGAUUCGAAUAUGGCGGCAGCGCCGCGCGGGGGCCACCGACACCGACCACAAGAUCAUCUCGUACCGCAGCAAGCUAAUCCGAUCCAUUCGAAUAAUGAACGAGCAGAAGUUCUUAAAGCUGCACCUCCAGGAGGUGACCGUGGGUCCGGUGGAGCUAGCCACCAGUCUAAAUGACACGCGCGUGGUGGUGGGGUCAAUUCAGGACGACCAGAAACUCUUGUCGCAGAGAAUGACCAACUUGGAAACUCUUACGAUGGACGUGAGUUCGACGCUCAGGGAGAUUAAGGAGGUGGUUACCAAAAAGAAAUUCUUUUAAAGUUGAUUUACUCUAUUCUAUGUGAGCGAAAUAUUAAGGUCAUUUGGGAAAUUUGGAAUACGUAGGCCAGCAUUAAUAAAAUACUGUUAUGCAGAGUGUUAUGUUACGAUCAUCUGGCAUGUUUGGAAUAUGUAGGCCAGGAUUGACAACGCACAGUUAUGCCGAGUUUAAUGUGAAGUGCAUCAAUUGGGACUUCUUUUUUUUGGAACAUAUAGCCAAGGAUAAGUAAAAUACUGUUAUAGAUGCACAGUCUUCUUCAGGAUAGGACUUGCGUUUAAAAGCCGCCAGACACAUAUGUUCUAAACGAGAAUCAGACUAUAAUGACCAUGUGAAUGCCAUGUAAAUAUUCCAGUGGAGAAAUGUGUUUUAUUGCAACGAUUCUUGAAGUCCGGAUGCAUUCACGUAUAUCUCAUUAAUUUAUUCGGUUUACUCCACGAUGCAAAGCUUGAACAGUGAUUUUUGUUGAAAGCUGUCAUUUCAGAGGUUCAAGGAGGAAGAGACAGCACCAGCCUUUAAGGCUAAAACUUAACGAUUAUCUAAAACUGUGGCCUCCUUUGAACUUAAUGCCUGGACCAAUGACAUUCUAGUUUCUGGAUCGACCUUGCCCAUCCAACGAAAGUGUGAAGUUUGAUAUCAUGGACAUCUGGUCGCACAACACAACCACGUUGACAUUUAACACACCAAGUCACGUGGCAUCAUUAGUGUGCUACGACUGGUGUACCUUUGCGACAGUUGAUUCUAGAAAGCCACGAACAAUACCUUAUGAUGCUGCAGAUUGGUUGAUUAUAACAGAACGGUUUUAGCAGUCACAUUUAAAGUUAGAUGAUAUGUCCUGUCAGAGAGGUGUAUGGUAGUCUUACAAUAGCAAUGCAAUGGAUACCUUGACACGAACUGAGUUACAACGGUAGGUUUUACAAAGCGCUGACUAAAAUCGCGUGUGAAUACAACAGAUACCUUAACAGGGAUCGCGCUGUUGCGACAUGUUGUUCCAAAAAGACAUAGCAAGUCGCACAAAGCAGUACCUUAAUAAGAAUCGUGCAUUUCGGAUUUCGGCAAGUCGGUACGCUUAUCAAGGAGCUGUGAGUUGUACCUUGCAGUAAUUGCCUGCAAAAAGACUUGCAUAAUACAAAUAGAUGUCCGAACUGGAAUCGUGUCAUUGUGGCAGUUGAAAAGACAUAAUAAGACCUUAUAUAUGCCACUUCAGAUGCCGAACUUCAAAUGUUUGUCAGCAGUCAGACAAAGUCGUUUUUCACUGAUUUUCUGACGCGUGCUGGCCAGUAGAAACCGGGAAGGGGGUGGGUGCGUGGUCUUGGGGUCUGUCUCCUCACUUGAGGACGAAAAUGUACUGCUCCUUUGUCCAACUCUUAUGUAUAAAGAUACCAAUCAGGGCCCAGUUUUUAAAACAUUUCCUUUUAAUAAUUAUUAUUACACAAAUGCCAAAGAAACUAUAGAUUUGAUUAUGUAUUGAUUAUUUUGGUUGUUCCAAGUGAGGUUUCAACAGUAUGUUUUAAAUUAUUGUUUGUAUUGAUUCAGACUUUGGUUUUGAAACAUUCUGUUUACCACCGAUUAAACUAACUAACCUCUGAACAACUGGCCCCUGGCUGUUGCUCCCUCCUAAAGAGUGUUGAGAAAAUGUGGCUCCACGCUUGAGUUGUCGUUCAUACGGACCUGACGUGUCUUGAAGAAAGUGGAGAAUAUAUGCCGUGCCUGUGAACGAUUAAAGUUAAGACUCGUGGCUUUUAUGAAGUCUGUCUCAUGUUAAUUGUAUAGAGGCAUACUUAAAGAACAGAGGCUUCGUAAGUCUUCAGUCUGGACUUUUAAACAUUUUUAGCACAGGCUCUGGUGUAAUUUGUACAAACUAACAUUCCUCACAAGCCUAUUGCUUUGUUAAGCAGAAUAACUGGGGAAAUGCCUACACUAUACCUCGUUCCAACAAACAUUUAAAGUUGUGUUCUUGUUUUGUUUUGUUUGUUUUUUGUUGGGUUGUUGUUGUUUUUUUGUUUUUGUUUUGUUUUUUGUUGUUUGUUUGGGGGUUUUUUGGUGGGGGUAAAUAAUUCCAGUUUGGCUUGAUAGAAAAAUGUCCAAGGAAAUAACAAAAAUGCUGUAUUUCCAUGUGCAAUUUGUAAAAGCAUUGGCCAAUAUAUCGAUAAACAACAGUACUCACCCACAGUGAAGAAUGUCGUCUGCUCGUGACGCUGAAAUUAUAUUUCCAUCAUUAGUCUCCUACCAAAUUCUAAGUUUAGUUAUUACUUUGUUAUUAUGUGUCUACUAGUUUUACAUCUGUUUUGUAUGUGUAGGAAUUGUUUGUUUUUUUGUUUUUUUAAAUCGAGAAAUAAGAAUUUUAAACGUCAUUAAGGGUACGUAUCGCUGUUUCAAUACAUCUUGAACAAUGUGUUCACAUAAAAAAAAUGGAACACUUUUGAUUUAGUAAACUAGUCUGGGAGUAGCAGUCCUCUUUUGGCGGUACAAGAAAGAUGAAAUCUCCAGUAAAGUAUCUCCCCGGGAGUGGCUGUCGUCCUAUAGACCAACUCAUGGAAUCAACCACUAUGUUGUUAAAUACCCAGUGGACUCUGCAUUGUGCAGAGAUACGGUCUUGACCAUGUAUUACGGUUUUGUCGUUUAGAUUAGUUAUUUCGAAAACAGUUUACCAUUUCUUUUUUACGUAAAGCUAAACUGGAAUUAUUGCCAGAAAAAUGACUUUUUUUCCUCUUUUUUUUUUCUUUUUUUUUUCUGGAAUAGGCUAUAGAUUGUCUUUGAGGCAUUGUAUUGGAGAAAGGGAGGCAUGUAUUGUGUGUUUCGGUAUCUUAUGAUCAACUAUACAAUGUGUAAAUAAUAAGAACGUUACUUUUAAUAAUGUUGACUACUGUAAUUAUGUGAAUGAUUAAGUCCACGGGAUCCAUGUCUAAACAAGACACGGCUAUUAUUCUGCACUUAGCUCUAGCACUGACGUGGAAUAGUUAGUCAAACUAGUGUGGGAACUGGUACUAACUACAAAAAGACUAUUUGAAAAAAGAAAACGGAAAAAUAUACGCACCGACCUAUGUAGCAUUGUGGUUAAGUUAUCAGACUAAGGGCUGGUGGGUACCGGAUGAGUGAUUUGUGACGUCAUGGUAUAUUGAAUCAAGCCAGAACAUCUCUUCCACGGGAUGCGAACCCGGUACUUACCUGCUUUAAGUACGGUGACUUAACCGCUACACCACCGAGGCCGAUCGACCAAACCUAUAACUCUAACCCACUCGUUAUAUACGAUACAAAGUACUCCACAAUGGUUAUUCCAAGUGUAAAACUAAAACUAACUCUGAUGUUCAAAACUGAACACAUACAUAAUCUGGACUCGGUGGGCCAAAUUUACUAAACCUGUUUCCUUAAACGCAGGUGUUUAAGCCAAAUAUAAAUGUAUGAAGUUACACGAUUAUGAGACUAAAACAGGAUUUGCAAAUUCCACCCAAUAUUUCUGCUGCAAGGAAAUUACACUGCAGCCGCAAUAUUUUAUUCCCAGUCGCUAAACCGAUCCACUUCCCGAUCCAAGCGUCAUCCCUGAAUGAGGUCGAACUCGGUGGCAAGGGAGUAAAGCCACUGCAUCGACGUUUCUCUGUCAACUGUGAGUUAACCCAUAUCCUGGACACAGCCCAGAUAGCCGAGUUGUGUGCCCAGGAUAUCGUGCUUGAAUCGUAAUUUGAUACAGGUAUUAAAACCAUUAUUUAAAAGCAUUGGGUACGUAUCUUAUCUAAUAUUGGAAUUCUGAUUGCAAUAUGUUCAUUGGGAGUAAGGUUUGGGAGUGACCGUUACAAGUUACGAGUUUAAAAUUAAAUUACACAUUUUAUUAUCACUUUUAUUUUGGAAAUAAAUGAACAUGAAAAGGGUCACAGGUCAAUCAUCUCAUUGGUUCUGACGAGAAUCACGCACAUUAGGUUCUUUUGUCUUUUAUGUAGAUUAUUGUCGUGAUAUUCAGCUAGUUUUGUUAUCUCAGACUUGAAAAGACAGGGUCGUACCCUGUUCAAAAUCCAGUGUGUGUGUGUGGGGGGGGGGGGGGGGGGCACUACUUUUUA